Closterium sp. NIES-65 is the source of this 582-nucleotide messenger RNA. The record is from the annotation of a GenBank genome assembly. Lineage: Eukaryota; Viridiplantae; Streptophyta; Zygnematophyceae; Desmidiales; Closteriaceae.
GCCGAGCUUCUGCUGCUGGGAAGGCUGAAACACCCCAACUUGGUGAAUCUGAUCGGAUACUGUUCCCAGAAGAACCAGGCGAUGCUGGUGUAUGCACUGAUGCCGCAUGGGGGGCUGGAUACAUGGUUACUGCAAGACUCGCCCCGCCCUGUGCUGACGUGGCAGCAGAGAAUACGGAUCGCUGUGGGGGCAGCACAGGGCCUGGCUUACCUGCACGGUUCAAACAUCAUUCACCGGGAUCUCAAGUCGUGCAAUAUCCUCUUAGACCAGCACAUGCGCGCCAGGCUGACAGACUUUGGAAUGGCGAGGGCUGGCCCAGAGGAGGGGAAGACGCAUGUUUCCACUCAAAUAAAGGGGACAUUGGGGUAUUUAGACCCCGAAUACAUGGACACUGGCCACCUGGCUCCCACCAGUGACGUUUAUUCCUUUGGAAUUAUCCUGUUAGAGCUACUAACCGGCCGGCCUCCAUUCGAACCCGAAUCAUCCACUUACCUUGUCUUCUCUCCACCCUCUCCCUUUCUCCCAUCCCUCCCUCGCCAGGCCACCUCGUUCCCACCAGUGACGUUUAUUCCUUUGGAAUAA